This is a messenger RNA of Exaiptasia diaphana, 1039 nucleotides long. Its product is annotated as acylphosphatase-1-like. Bases 117 to 413 code for a protein of 98 amino acids. The transcript is spliced from 5 exons. The record is from RefSeq and is a predicted model, not a curated record. NCBI's taxonomy places the organism in Eukaryota, Metazoa, Cnidaria, Anthozoa, Actiniaria, Aiptasiidae. Gene Ontology annotation, molecular function: acylphosphatase activity.
CAAGAAACGUAACGUUUGUUUGGGAUCAGCUUUUCAUACUCUAGCUCAUUAUCAUUGAGCUCAUUCUGAAAUGUAAUCCAUUUUUGAGUUUUACCUCCGAGGAAACGAUCGCCAUCAUGGCGGCAAAACGGUUGUUGUCUGUGGAUUUUGAAGUGUUUGGUCGGGUACAAGGUGUCUUCUUCCGAAAGUAUACCAGAUUAAAAGCGAAAGAGCUAAAUCUUGUUGGUUGGGUUAAAAAUACUAAAAGAAACACAGUUAUUGGUCAAAUGCAAGGUGAACCCAGUGGAAUAGAUGUGAUGAAAGAAUGGUUGAAGACAAAAGGAAGCCCUUCAUCACGUAUAGAGAGAUGUGUAUUCAAGAAUGAGAUGAAUAUUACCAGUCUAGGGUUUACAGCUUUUGAAAUAAGAAAGUAGCCAUUUUUCUAAAAAAAAAGAAAGAAAAGUAAAAACAAUAAACAAACAAAGCAGAUGAUAUGAUUCUGUUAGUCCCAUGGACACAAGUAAAAUUCAAGGCAAACUGCAAUGGAAUGUUACCAAAGCUUGUGUAUUCGUUAUACCAAAAUAUACAGGCAUUCCUUGUGGGAGAAAGACUAUUUUUAUGCCAUACCAUGAGCAUCUGUAUAGGAGGUUACAGUACAAGAUAUCAGGGUCCAUCUAUAUGAAGGGUGAACAAUUGCACUAUAUAAUGGAUUAAUUCCUAUCAAGUGGAUAAAUUCCAUACAAAAUCUAUGGAUUCCACCACAACCAGAGGUGCUCCUGUCAGAUAUGCUAAGAAGGAUAAGAUAAAAUCUGGUUUAUUACAAUUCCUUGCAUCAAAUAAUUAACUGUAUUUAGUCUGGUAUUUAUGUUGCACACCUUUAUUGUUGUACUCUUCAAGGACAAACAGUGGGUACAACUAGUAUAAUGGGCAUUCUUUGAUUUAUGGGAGGGUUUGGAUGUAUUUUGAAUGAAAAUGGAGAUCCAUUUUUUGGCUCAGGUCACCAGAAGCCCAAAAUCCAUAUUCUCCUUAGAGAAAUUAAAGACACGAUAUGUGUAAAUGA